CCCACUCCCUCCUACAAAUCCUGUCAACACUUUCCAGCGCGUAAUAUCUGAAAACCCUCAACGCGGUUACGCAUUCAGCAGUAUUUCCGAAAUAAUGUUCGGGUGAUUUGUUGGGGUGUCAUCCUGCCACGAAAUUGCAUCGUUAAAGGGAAGCAUAUCGAGGGACCCGCAGCACUGAAGUCUGGUGAUCCGGAUGAACGAACUGUUGAAAAAGUAAACUCGCAACAGAUUUUUGUCGCGGACAACUUCUCUUGGUCUGAGGAGACAGCAGAAGCUAUGGCUUUCUCUCUCUCUCUCAGUCUGCUCUGUCUGGGCUUGCUUUGUGGGAACGGACUGGUUUCUACACGCGGAUCUGAGCUGUUCGCACCAGAUCCAUCCAGAGGUCCCCAUUUCACUGGCUGCCGAUCCAGAGAGCAGGAGACCUUCCGCUGCUGGUGGAGCGCUGGGACCUUUCAGAACCUCACUGAGCCUGGAGCCCUCAGGGUCUUCUACCAGACCAAAAAUGCCCUCUCUAGUGAGUGGCAGGAGUGUCCUGACUACACAUCCACUGUGGAGAACGAGUGCUACUUCAACAAGACCUUCACGCACAUCUGGACCUCCUACUGCAUCCAGCUGCGCUCAUUCCCCCAGAAUAUAACCUAUGACGAGGACUGCUUUACAGUGGAAAACAUAGUGCAUCCUGACCCACCAAUUGGGCUGAACUGGACUCUACUGAACGUCAGUCGCUCCAGGUUGCACUUUGAUGUUCUUGUGCGCUGGGCUCCGCCUCCGUCAGCAGAUGUGCAGAUGGGCUGGAUGAGUCUGGUGUACCAGGUUCAGUAUCGAGUCAGGAACACAUCCAAUUGGGAGAUGCUGGACCUGGAGAGUGGCACACAGCAGUCUAUCUAUGGCCUGCACACUGACAAAGAGUAUGAAGUUCGAGUGCGCUGCAAGAUGUCAGCCUUUGAUAACUUUGGCGAAUUCAGCGACAGCAUCAUUAUGCAUGUGGCACAGAUACCAAUCAAAGAAUCUAUGUUCCCAACAACAUUAGUGCUGAUUUUUGGAGUGGUAGGGGUGAUGAUCCUUCUUAUCCUUUUCAUCUUCUCCCAGCAGCAGAGGUUGAUGGUGAUCUUUUUACCUCCUAUUCCUGCACCUAAAAUUAAGGGCAUUGACCCAGAGUUGCUAAAGAAUGGAAAGCUUGACCAGCUAAACUCCUUGCUGAGCAGCCAGGAUAUGUACAAGCCUGGCACGUACCAUGAAGAUCCAUGGGUGGAGUUCAUCCAACUAGACCUGGAUGACCCUGCAGAGAAAAACGAGAGUUCUGAUACACAACAUCUCCUAGGCCUGUCCCACUCAGGCUCCUCUCACGUCCUCCAUUUCAAAAGCGACGAUGAUUCAGGUCGCGCCAGUUGCUACGACCCGGAAAUCCCAGACCCUGAGGACUUACUCACAGUGUCCCUACUGCCUGGCCAUUCAGGUCGGGGGGAGCACCAUCCUCUGGUUACUAGGAGAAGUUCGUCCACCCCUAGUCUUCAGCAAACAUCUGAAGGGGUGGAGACACCCAUUCAAACACAACCCAAUGCACCAAGCUGGGUUAACAUGGACUUUUACGCCCAAGUAAGUGAUUUCACAUCUGGAGGAAGAGUGGUGCUCUCGCCUGGACAACUGAACAUCUCAGAGAAGAAGAAAGAGGAAGAGGAGAAGAUACAGUUCCAGCUUGUUUCCGAUGGAGCUUACACCUCAGCUGCUGAUGUGCCCUCCAGCCCUGGUCCUGAGCAAGGAUACCAAGUAUUUCAACCCCAGGCUGUUGAGGGGAACCUCGGCUGGAAUGGGGAGUACCUUGCUUCUCCCAGUGAGUCCCAAACACUGUAUCUUUUACCUGAAGCUCCACCAGUUUCAGACUAUACUGUAGUACAGGAGGUGGAUGCCCAGCACAGUCUGCUCCUGAAUCCCUCUGCCCCACAACCAACGGUCUGCCCGCACAGCCCAAACAAACACCUCCCUGCCAUGCCAGCGAUGCCCAUGGGGUACCUCACCCCAGAGCUCCUGGGCAAUCUGACCCCAUGAAAAUCAUCCCUCUGCAGGGAGUAGAAAGUCAUUAGUUGAGGUCACGUUCUACUUUUUUCACUGCUGCUAACCAAAGUUGCAUAAUGGGGAAAGAAAUGGGACAGAAAUUCCAGUGCUGUUUUCUUGGAAUUCUGCAAAUGUUUUGAUUGGGAUUGGGUUUUCUCUGCUGUAGGCUACAAAGCGGAUAAGGCUGAAAGUGUUUUUAAAGGGAUAGUUAGUCUAAAGAUUAUGUUGGCACAAUUAUAUUUUUGUCUACAAAACUAAUUUCAAACAUUUAAUCAGACACCUUCAAAUCAAAAGAUUUUUAAGAUCAUGAGAAACAUUUCAGUCAAGUGUUUCAAAACUUUUGACCAGUGGUGUAUGUGUAAUAUAUAUAUAUAUAAUAUAUAUAUAUAUAUAUAAUGUAUGUAUAUAAACACUACAGAAAUAUGCUUGCCAGCUCUGUUAGAUAAUUUUUUUAAAGCGUGUUUACCUUAUUACAUUGAUACAGAUCUAGAGCUACAGUGGCAUUUGGGAUGAAAUAGAUUUUUACACAAUUUAGAUAAGAUAAAAUCAAGCAUAUCUUUAGACAAAACUGUUUACACACAGGUGAAAGACAUAUUGUUUUACUGUGAUUCAGCAACCCCAUAUGCUUGUAUAUGGAAUUUUAAGUGUAGAAAAAAAAUUAUUUCCAUUGCAUCAUAUUAAGGUUACUCACGUAAGUUCUGGCCAAGUGGAUGAAUGAUGCCUCAACCAGAUAUGAGUCAUCCCUCGCACCGCACAAUAUAUUUUUCUCAGACUCAAAUCUCUGCACAGUCUUGAUAUUGUUACAGGAAAAUGCUUUCCCAGGUAUAUGGGAGCAAUUUUUAACACAACAACGACCCUACAGAUAUCCUGUGCCAUAGCCAGAUUGGUAAACUUUGCAAUUUCUCAAGGAAUGCAUCAAAGAAACUAAUAUGUGUGGUUGUGGUGUAAAUGUGAACGUUAGCAUAUUUUGAGACAAGUGUUUGUAUGAUAAUAGCCCUCUGUGUUAAAGUGUUAAGGUGAUAGUUAACCCAUAAAUGAAAAUUAUAUCAUCAUUUACUCACCCACAUCAUGUUCCAUAUCCAUAUACUUUCUUUCUUCUAUGGAACACAAAAAGGGAUGUUCACUCUCUUUUUUCCAUACAAUGUGAAUGGUGACUGAGGCUAUCAUUUACUGAGGCUAACAUCUCCUUUCAUGUUCCAUAAAAGAAAGUAAGUCAGAUGGAUCUGAACCACAUAAGGGUGUGUAAAUGAUGACAGAAUUUUAAUUUAUAGGUGAACUAUUCCUUUAACUAGAUAGAUAUUUUUGCUAUUUGUCUUGAAGACUCUUGUUCUGCUUGUUCAAAGAGUGAGCAAUUAACUUUUUCUUUAUUUGUAUUAAUAUAUCCAGGGAAAAUAUUGAAAACACAAAGCGCUUGAAGAUGCUAGCCUUUGCUGUGCAAUGCAAACUCUAUGGCAGAUUUUCUUAUUUGUUGCCUUUGUAAAUGUAGCCGUUUUAUAUCAAUGAAGACAGUUCUCUUACACUUUAAAUGUAUAAAUACAUUUACAAUGGAAGUUACAUAAUGGAAAGCUAGGAAGUGCCAAUGUUUUUACUGGACUAAGAUUUUAAGCUUGCUAUCAAAUGAGGCUAUAAUUCUUUCCUGGACAAAAAAAUUCAAUGACCUCCUCUAAAAACAGCAUAUUCUUGUGCACCACAGCCUCUACACAAGGGGGAAAGCUGCUUUUAACAAGAGUUAUUUUAUGAAAUCAUGCAUUAUUAUAAGGAAUAAUGACUGGAGAGCAAAAAAAAAAAAAAAAACACUUAUUUUUUUAUUUGAAAUCAUAGCCUGUUUGAAUUAUUCUUUUCUUUAUAUAAUGAGCCAAGCUGAUGGAUUUAUAACAAAUGUUCUAUGCUGUUGAAAAUUUGUACAAAAAAAUGGUUGCUUGUUACAUUGUAUAGAUGAGCUUAUUUUGAGUGCUUUUGUGACUGUUUUACAUGUUCUCUGUUUUCAGAGAAACACAAUAGAGGUUAAUGAUGGUGAAGAAGAAACCUUUGGACCACAAACUUAAUUGGUCCUUGGUUUCCCUAUGAUGCUUGAAUACUGGGUCCUAAAUGAUUUUAGGUGUCUGUUGUAGCUGCAGUGGCUUCCAAAAGUGUUUGGCACACACAUCACUUCUGAUUUUAAAUCUUUUACCUUUUUCAGGCCCAGGGAGUAUUCAGACUGCCAUUCUACAAAGCCAUUCUUAAAGGAAUAUUCUGGGAUCAAAACAAGUUAAGCUCAGUCACCAACAUUUGUGGCAUAAUGUUGAUUACCACAAAAAAUAAUUCUGACUUAUUAUUAAAAAAAAUAAAAUAACAAAUGUGCUAAAAUUUGGGUUACUGUGAGGCACUUACAAUGGAAGUGAAUGGGGGCCAAUCUGUAAACAUUAAAAAACUCACUAUUUCAAAAGUAUAGUUACAAGACAUAAACAACAUGAUUUUAGUGUGAUAAAAUUGCUUACUAACCUUUUCUGUGUAAAGUUAGCCAGUUUUACAACUUCGUUGCCAUCACAAUGUAAUUUCAACAAACCCUAAAACGACUAUAAAAAUGACAAUUUAAACAAUUUUACAGCUCAAAUAAUACAUGAGUUUUAACAGAACAAUGAAUGUAAGUGCUUUUAUAAAAUUAUAAGCUUCAUAUUUCUGCCUUUAAACCCUCCAAAAAAAUUGGCCCCAUUCACUUCCAUUGUAAAUGCCUCACUGUAACCUCAAUUUUUGCUUUUUUUAAAGAAAAGGAUGAACGAGUUGUCUUAAUCAACAUUAUGCCACAAAUGCUGUCGAUUGAGCUUAACUUGUAUUGAACCCGCAAUAUUUAUUUAAAGACCCCAAUGAAAUGGCUUAAAAGAUGCGUUUUUCUUUCCUGAGUUAAUUUACUAUUUAAACAGGAAGUUUGUGUGGGAUAUAUCCAAAUGGAUCGUCCUUGUGUUUUUUAAACAGCCAAUAAGCUUUAGUUACGUCACAAGCAUUUGAUUGGACAAAAUUCUGUGUAGUGCAGAAUGAGUCAUCAAUAUUUCAAAGUGUUUAUCUGAUAAAGUUUCAUUUGGACAACUUUUUGGAGUACACUAGCAUAUAGACUGCUUCAGAGCUAGUAGACAUGGACUGAAAGCUACAAAAAUUCACUUUAAUUAUUGGAUCUCUGAAAUGUGCUAUUUACUGACAUCACAGAACAUGGCUGAUCUUACGUGUAGAUGUUCUGCCAGAUCUGUACAGAUGCCAUGUGCAAAACCUGCUUUGUUUCGGGCAGACUUUGCAGUCAGUUUUUUUCCUUAGUAUGUGAAAGGUCUAAAAUGUGCUGUUAUUUUUGAACUGCACAUACUGUAGGGUAGCAUGUCCUUGAGUUGAAGCGGACAGUCCACACAUUGAGUUACUUUAUCAUUUCAAAUCCACAGUUUUGUUUACUUCCUUAAACUUUUUAAAAUUGCUUUUGGAGGGCAAUGCAUGUGUUUUCAUAAUAACAGCUAAGGCUAAUCAAGUGUUUUUGUUUGAUUUAAUAAUUUAUUUAUACUGCUCGUGUGUUCUAUUGUCCUGCAGUAGAAUGAAGUAUAUUGGAUAAUUAUGAUGCUAAGCCUUUGUUAUUGUUCGAACACGCAGGUACGCCUAAGACAAAUUUGACCAAAUACAGUUAGAACAAUGAGCCAGAAUGAUGCUUAAAUUCGUAUUGAAGAUACAUUGCAAUGUAUAAAGAAAUAGAAUGUUGUAUGGUACAGUUUGCUUUAAAGAAAGAAGAUUUUUCUUAUUUUGAACUUAGCUGAAAAAUAAUAUCAGAUAUAGUUUUAUCAAACUAAGAUACUUUUAUCUAAAUGAAAUAUUUUCACAUGCAAAAUAUAUAUAUAUAUUAAAAUGUUUAGAAUAUAGAUUUUAAAGGUAAACCACUUUGACUGCACAUCAGCCAACACUUAAUGUGCCUCCACACAUACAAAACAGGACAUAAAUAAGCUAUAUUAGUAAUGUAUAGAUAAGGUGUAUUGAAGUAAUCCGUGUACAGAGUAUACAGUACGUCUCUGUUCCGUAAUAUUUAAUCAUUUCACUUGUUAUGUCACAAGUUCUGCACACACGUUUAUUAUGUGUAUAUACAAAAAAUAGUGGGCCUGUACAGUGCAUGUUGCAUUCAAUCCUAACACUGUGCUAAGCAAUGUGCCAUUUUUUUAUAUGUAAAGAUAUUGCCUUAUUGGGAAAUACAAAGUAUUAUACAGCUCUUUCUGCUGCUGCCAUUGCUGUGGAACCAGCAUGUUCAUGUUUUAAUGGAAAUGUCUUAAGCUCUCAUGAUAUGUGGUGUACGAUAUGCAUUAUGUUAUUGUGCACAUCUACAGAGCUCCUGCUGCUCUUUCUCUAUUUCCUUUUCUCUUUCCUCUUUAUGUAGCAUUUUUGUAUGAAUUUCUCUCUUUUGCAAAAUUCUUAAAAUGCACACAUGGCUGUGAAAUGCCUGUCUGUACAUGCAAGAUGGCAAAUGUACAAAACAUAUAGAAAUACUAGUGUAUAUAUAGGUCUUCUGUAUGGUUAGUCAUGUAUGUGGCUAUGCAUUUUUUGGAGCAUACUUUUUUCUGGCAAUUUUUCAUCAAAUGAUGUGUUUGACUUAUGGAUGCACACAGCUAAGCAUUAUUAAAGUAAAUUAACAAUUCAGGUUUGUUAUUGGAACGAUUUGUAUGGUUUGCUAUUGGAAUUGAAUUCAUUGUACCUCAAAUGAACAUAACAAUUUUCAGCAUUUGCUUUGUUCUUUGUUCUUCAAUUUAAUAAAGAUAGCUUCAGACAUUCUGAUAUUAUGUGGCCUUGUGCUGUUGAAUUAAAGGUUGUUUCAUGUUUGUUUAAUGAUGUGGACAGACUUAAUUGAAUCUCAGUGCAAGUAAAAUUAUUUUUUG
Molecule: messenger RNA, 6923 nt
Organism: Myxocyprinus asiaticus (Chinese sucker)
Lineage: Eukaryota; Metazoa; Chordata; Actinopteri; Cypriniformes; Catostomidae
Gene: ghra
Product: growth hormone receptor a
Exons: 9
Coding region: 277-2046 (589 amino acids)
Biological process (GO): cytokine-mediated signaling pathway
Cellular component (GO): external side of plasma membrane
Molecular function (GO): cytokine receptor activity; protein binding
Source: RefSeq, a predicted model, not a curated record